Haliotis rufescens (red abalone) is the source of this 2016-nucleotide messenger RNA. Its product is annotated as mucin-2-like. Gene Ontology annotation, cellular component: RES complex; U2-type spliceosomal complex. NCBI's taxonomy places the organism in Eukaryota, Metazoa, Mollusca, Gastropoda, Lepetellida, Haliotidae. The record is from RefSeq and is a predicted model, not a curated record. Bases 1 to 2016 code for a protein of 671 amino acids. Gene Ontology annotation, molecular function: RNA binding. Gene Ontology annotation, biological process: mRNA splicing, via spliceosome. The transcript has 9 exons.
AUGGUAGCGCCUACAGUCGCCGACACUACCAGUGACAUCUCUCCAAUGGUAGCGCCUACAGUCGCCGACACUACCAGUGACAUCUCUCCAAUGGUAGCGCCCACAGCCACCGACACUGCCAGUGAUAUCUCUCCAAUGGCAGCGCCUACAGCCGGCGACACUGCCAGUGACAUCUCUCCAAUGGUAGCGCCUACAGCCGGCGAAACUACCACCACCGACACUGCCAGUGACAUCUCUCCAAUGGCAGCGCCUACAGCCAUCGACACUAACAGACACAUCUCUCCAAUGGCAGCGCCUACAGCCACCGACACUGCCAGUGAUAACUCUCCAAUGGCAGCGCCUACAGCCGGCGACACUUCCAGUGACAUCUCUCCAAUGAAAGCGCCUUCAGCCACCGACACUGCCACGCCUACAGCCAUCGACACUAACAGUGACAUCUCUCCAAUGGCAGCGCCUACAGCCACCGACACUGCCAGUGAUAUCUCUCCAAUGGCAGCGCCUACAGCCGGCGACACUUCCAGUGACAUCUCUCCAAUGAAAGCGCCUACAGCCGGCGACACUUCCAGUGAGAUCUCUCCAAUGGUAGCGCCUACAGCUGCCGACACUGCCAGUGGCAUCUCUCCAACGGUAGAGCAUACAGCCGCCGACACUACCACGCCUACAGCCAUCGACACUGCAAGUGACAUCUCUCCAAUGGCAGCGUCUACAGCCACCGACACUGCCAGUGAUAUCUCUCCAAUGGCAGCGCCUACAGCCGGCGACACUUCCAGUGACAUCUCUCCAAUGGUAGCGCCUACAGCCGGCGACACUACCACGCCUACAGCCAUCGACACUAACAGUGACAUCUCUCCAAUGGCAGCGCCUACAGCCACCGACACUGCCAGUGAUAUCUCUCCAAUGGCAGCGCCUACAGCCGGCGACACUUCCAGUGACAUCUCUCCAAUGAAAGCGCCUUCAGCCACCGACACUGCCAGUGACAUCUCUCCAAUGGCAGCGCCUACAGCCAUCGACACUGCAAGUGACAUCUCUCCAAUGGCAGCGUCUACAGCCACCGACAAUGCCAGUGAUAUCUCUCCAAUGGCAGCGCCUACAGCCGGCGACACUUCCAGUGACAUCUCUCCAAUGGUAGCGCCUACAGCCGGCGACACUACCACGGCUACAGCCGGCGACACUUCCAGUGACAUCUCUACAAUGAAAGCGCCUUCAGCCACCGACACUGCCAGUGACAUCUCUCCAAUGGCAGCGCCUACAGCCAUCGACACUGCCAGUGACAUCUCUCCAAUGGCAGCGUCUGCAGCCACCGACACUGCCAGUGAUAUCUCUCCAAUGGCAGCGCCUACAGCCGGCGACACUUCCAGUGACAUCUCUCCAAUGGUAGCGCCUACAGGAGGGGCCACUACCACCGGCGACUCUUCCAGUGAGAUCUCUCCAAUGGUAGCGCCUACAGCUGCCGACACUGCCAGUGGCAUCUCUCCAACGGUAGAGCCUACAGCCGCCGACACUACCAGUGACAUCUCUCCAACGGUAGAGCCUACUGCCGCCGACACUACCAGUGACAUCUCUCCAACGGUAGCGGCUACAGCCGCCGACACUGCCAGUGACAUCUCUCCAACGGUAGCGGCUACAGCCGCCGACACUAACAGUGACAUCUCUUCGAUGAAAGCGCCUACAGCCGGCGACACUUCCACUGCCGACACUGCCAGUGACAUCUCUCCAACGGUAGCGCCUACAGCCGGCGACACUGCAAGUGACAUCUCUCCAAUGGUAGCGCCUACAGCCGGCGACACUGCAACGCCUACAGCCGGCGACACUAACAGUGACAUCUCUCCAAUGGUAGCGCCUACAGCCGGCGAAACUACCAGUGACAUCUCUCCAAUGGAAGCGCCUACAGGCGGGGACACUGCCAGUGACAUCUCUCCAAUGGUAGCACCUACACCUGGCGACAGUACCAGUGACAUCUCUCCAAUGGUAGCGCCUACAGCCGGGACACUACCAGUGACAUCUCUCAAAUGGUAG